Messenger RNA from Belonocnema kinseyi, 3002 nucleotides. RefSeq names its product angiotensin-converting enzyme-like. Gene Ontology annotation, cellular component: plasma membrane. Lineage: Eukaryota; Metazoa; Arthropoda; Insecta; Hymenoptera; Cynipidae. The transcript has 10 exons. The coding region runs from base 1014 to 2747 and encodes 577 amino acids. Gene Ontology annotation, biological process: proteolysis. The record is from RefSeq and is a predicted model, not a curated record. Gene Ontology annotation, molecular function: peptidyl-dipeptidase activity; metallopeptidase activity.
UCAACUUUGAUAUACGAAUCGCGUACUUUAAGUCUCUUGAGAAUCUAGUAACGAAUCUUAAAGUCUGAGUCUUUCGGCAGUCAUACUGACUGUUACCACAAACGAAUCGCUUGCUUCCAGUUUUUCCAAAACUUAGUAACGAAUCACCGUGUUGUGCAUUAGCGUCCCGUCGGCUGAGACUUUUGGUCGUCGUUAAUUGAGUCAUUUCUAAAUAAAUUCCGUUGUGUUAACGUUCGAAAAAAGUACUCCAGUGUGGAUUGGGCAGCUGUUUAGGGCAUUGUAUCGCACUGCACCUUGUGAAACGUGCUUGUGUAUCGUUCUCACCAACAAACAUCUAGUAAGGUUUCGUUGCUGCCUUACACUAUACAUGGAGAUACAAUCGACAAAUCAACUCUCUUUCGCCCUUUCUUGCAGAAAAAGGGUCAUGUGGAAAUUAGUGAAAGAACAUCAAGGAAUAGAACCUAAAAUUGAUAGGACAGAAGAUGAUUUUGACCAAGGAUCUAAAUAUUACAUUGCUGCAGUUGCUGAAUAUUUAAAGUAAUUUAUCGUUUAUGUCACUCACUUCCAGUUACACAGAUCCUUAUGCAUAGAAGAGGGAGAAUAUGAUUCCAAAAAUCCGGAAACUGAACCUGUUUAUAAAUGUGACAUUACUGGAAGUAAAAAGGCUGGAAAUCUUUUCAGAUCCAUGCUAAAAAUGGGCAACUCUAAACCAUGGUCAGAUGCAAUGACGGUAUUAACUGGUCAAACAAAGAUGAGAAUUUCUGGUAUCUUGGAUUAUUUUAAACCGAUUCAGGAUUGGCUCACUGCUGAGAAUAAAAAAACCGUGAAUUCAUUGGGUGGAAAAAAAGCAUUUAUUCGCAAUAGCAAUUCUUGCAGUUGCUAUAGCAGGUCUUCCGCGGGAACGUAAAAAGUUUAAAGCUGCAACUAAAAAUGAUCCAAAUGAACUUCUUAAGAAAGCCAGGAAAUUUCUGGCGAUAGCCAAUAAACAGACCGCUGAAUGGAAAAAUAAAAACAUGAUAGCAUCCUGGAAUUAUGAAACCAAUAUCACGGAUGGGAAUUUAGCAGUCAAACUUAAAGUCUCAAAUCAGGCUUCAGAAGCCAAAAAAAAAUUGUCGGAAAAAAUUAAGUUAUUUCCAUGGAGGGAAUUGAAAGACAAAGAUGCUAAGAGACAGUUUUUCCUGCUCAGCAACAUUUGGGAAAAUUCCUUGCCUUCAAAGCAAUAUAAGGAGUUUGACAAUAUCGUCAACCAGAUGAAGAACAUUUAUUCUAGUGGAAUCCUGUGCGAUCCCAAAAAUAUGAAGAGAUGUGAUUCAGCUGUGCAGUUAGAAUUAUGGGAUAUUAUUCCGAAGAGUCGCAAUCCUAAAUUUCUCCUGAAUAUUUGGAAACAAUGGCGAAAGGUUACUGGGAAAAAAAUGAAGCAGUUCUAUCCUAGAUAUGUUGAGUUGGGUAAUAUAGCUUCAAAGUUGAAUAACUUUCCUGAUAAGUCUGUAAUGUGGCUUCAACAGUAUGAAACAAAAAAUUUCCAGCAAGACAUUGAGAAUCUUUGGCGGAAGCUGAAGCCCUUGUUCUUGCAAAUUCAUGCUUAUGUAAGAGGUAAAUUGAAUAAGAAAUAUGGAGAUGCUGUUGUAUCAAAAGAUGGACCAAUUCCAGCUCAUCUUGUAGGUGACAUGUGGGCUGCAUCUUGGGAAAACAUUGCUGACUUCACUCUUCCCUUUCCUGGCAAAAAGUUACCAGAUGCUACAGCAGCUCUGGUUGCACAAAAAUAUGAUGCGCUGAAAAUGUUCAAACUAGCAGAGUCCUCUUUCAUGUCGAUGAACAUGAGUGCGAUGCCUAAACUUUUUUGGAAGAAUUCUCUUAUGGUAAAGCCAACUAAUCGAGAAGUAGAUUGUGAGUCCAAUGCUUGGGAAUUUAGUGACGGUAAAGAUUUUAGAGUCAAAGUGUGUACCGAAAUUAACUCAGAGAGUCUUGAGACUAUUCAUCAUGAAAUGAGCCACGUUGAGUACGACUUCCAACUCAAGGAUCUACCUGCAAUCUUGAGAGAUGGUACAAAUCCAGGAUUUCAUGAAGGAAUUGCAGAUGUCAUGGGUUUAAGUGUUUUGACACCUGGUCAUCUGCAGAAAAUAAAGCUGCUGAAAAAAUAUACACCUGACAAGGAAGCUUCUUUGAACCAUUUGUAUCGGAUGAGUCUGGAGAAAGUAGCCUUUCUUCCUUACACUUACAUCAUGGAUCUCUGGCGAUGGGACAUUUUUAGAGGAAAAACUACUAAGAAUCACUACAAUUGCCAGUGGUGGAAGUUGGUGGAAGAAUAUCAAGGAAUAGAACCUCCAGUUGAUAGGAGUGAAGAGGAUUUAGACCCAGUAUCCCAAUAUCACGUUGCUGCAGAUUAUGAUUAUUUAAGGUACUUUGUUGGCCUCAUCAUUCAGUUCGAGUUUCAUAGAUCUUUGUGUAUAGAAGCUGGAGAAUUUCAGCCCAAAAAUCCAAAAAGUAAACCUCUUCAUGAAUGUGACAUAACUGCUAGUAAGAAGGCUGGAAAUCUUUUCAAAUCUGUGAUGAAGAUGAGUGGCUCUAAACCAUGGCUGGAUGCAAUGAAACUAUUAACAGGUGAAGCGAAACUGAGCAGUUCUGGUAUCUUGGAUUAUUUCAAACCACUUGAGGAUUGGCUUACUGCUGAGAGUAAAAGAAACAAGGAAUUUAUUGGAUGGAAAAAAAGCAGGAAACGUUGCUUACAAACUAGAAGAAAAAAUUAAUGCUGAGAUUUUCAUCAAUUAGAAAUCUACACAUCUCAUAUUUUUGGCGUUUUUACUAUCUGCGUUAAGUAAUUCAUCGCUUUUAAAAAGUAUGGACAAACAGUUUCACUUACCUAGAUUCCGAAAUUUAACUUUAUAUAACUGGCACUGUUGGAAUGCUGCGAAAACAAUAGAAACUAAUUCACGGAAUGCUGCGAAAUCAACAGAAACUACCUCUAACAUUAGAAAUGUGCAUUAUUAAAUAUAUCCAGAUGU